AUGACCUCGUCUUCCACAAUGAUGACUAGAACAAUAGGGAUUCUACUAGCAAUGGCCAUUCUGACCAGCAUAGCACAAGGCGGAACAACCUUCAUGUUGACCCAUGAUGAAUCAUUAUCGUCACCUCACCUACAGUCAUCCUCACAUUAUGAAUUCCGAGCGGAUGCCUCAAAUUCGUUCCAUCUGAGACGACAACGAAGACGACGAUUGGAAGAAGAAGAAGAAGAGGAAGUGAAUCAUAAUAAUCAAGAAGAUGAAGAAGAAUACGAUGAUGCUUUAGGAAAUAACAACAACAACAACAACAACGCAGGUGAAAUCACAGACGAACUUCAGGCAGGAGCCCACAAGGCGAAAUUGCAAUUCAAGUCCAUUGAUCGACACAGCGAGCAACGUGCGAUUCAACUCAAGGAACAUUUGGCACAAAACAGUAAAGAUAAAUUUGCAAGGGAACAAGCCCUACUAUUGGAUAACAAUGCUUCCGCAGCAGCAGCAGCAGCAGGUGGAUCACACGAACACGAUCAAUUGACGUCCAAAAUGAAAAUUCACAUUCCUGGAACCAAAGAAUUCAUCGCCCGACAAAAGGCAUUGAUGGAUAAGGUCAAAUCGUUUUCAUUACCAAAGAAGCAAGGCGACGAAGACAAAACCCCCAUAGUGCCCAUUCAACACGUCGACGAUGAGGAAACCGCAAAUGGCAAUAACAACGACAAGACGAAGAAAAAGGCGGGCAAGAUUCUACCCUUUCUAGCCAAACAUCUUCCGAAACCACCCGCCAAUAUUUUACGACGUACCGUGGCCAAGAUUCCCUUUUUACGAAUGCUUCACAAGCCCUUGUCCUUGGAAGAAGAAAUGAUUUUGGAUGCUUCCGUCAGCUUCUUUGUGCAUUUGGAAACCAUGGUCUACGAUGAAACCGGCAAGCUCGAGACGGAAGAGCAAAUGGUUGCCUUGAGCAAUUGGCUCGAUUUGGUCAGCCUUACCUUGCCACCGGAAUGGCAUUUGCACAAAUUGAUUGAUGAUUUGCAAAAGAACUUUAGUUACAUUGCCGAGGGGGCCGACAAUUUGCACGAGAUACUGGCCAAACACAAAUUGAGGCACAAACAAUGGAGUCACGAAUGUACCAUUGACCGUGGCAAAUUCCAUGUCGGAUUUGAUUGCGGCUUUUGGAAAUUGCUCCACAUUGUGAGCCUAGGAGUGGCCGAACAAAAGGGCGGAAUCCAUCUGGUCCAGGCCGAAAUGGUGUCCGAACGGACCAAGACCUUUUCGCCAUUGGAGGCGGCCAAUGUCAUUCGGAAUCUCAUCAAAUUCUAUUACAAUCCUGAUUACAGCAGCGCCUUUGUACAAGAUUACGAUGAUUGUAACAAACAUCGUCGAUGUGAUCGACUGACCAACGACAAGGAAGCAGCUUCGGUAGGAGACUGGAAGGAAUUGCCACUGUGGUUAUGGGAAGUCCACAAUGACGUUGCCAUCAAUGUACUGAAAGAAACGACCCAAAAAAAGCAUCCGGAAAUCUUGGAGUUGACACAAGAAGAAGAAAUGAAGGUCAUUUGGCCGUCGGUGGAUCAGUGUCACUUGUGCUUUCAAGAAGAUGGUACUUGGAAUGAGAAUCAAGUCUUCAACUUUUUGGAGGAGCACUAUUGGAUUGGUACGGACGUGGAUCCCAAGUAUGAUCGCUUGUUACGGUUCCAAGGAGAAGAGGAAGAUGCUACUCUUUUUACCGUCUAUGGACUCGUGGCGGUCUUUCUUGUCAUUCUCUACAUUUUGGUAAGGCUUGUUCUUGGCAAGAGCCAUACGAUCCAGAUUGCAGUGAGACGAGCACGAAACUAUGCCAACUUUAAACAAAGCAAGGCACGAACGGUGUGA
Molecule: messenger RNA, 1857 nt
Organism: Cylindrotheca closterium
Lineage: Eukaryota; Bacillariophyta; Bacillariophyceae; Bacillariales; Bacillariaceae
Source: the annotation of a GenBank genome assembly